Molecule: messenger RNA, 4096 nt
Organism: Notechis scutatus (mainland tiger snake)
Lineage: Eukaryota; Metazoa; Chordata; Lepidosauria; Squamata; Elapidae
Source: RefSeq, a predicted model, not a curated record
UUUAGCUGAUGUCGGUAGAUCGGGGUUUUUCUCAAACGUUCGCGACAGUACAGCGCAAAGUAGCAAGUGCGCAACGACCGAAAACUCGGGUGUUUUCCCCCCUUCCUUUUUUUCCCUACGAACUUCCCUGAGAAAUUUUACGCUUGGUUUCUACCUGAGAAAAAUGCCCCGUCGUGUCGUUCAGCCUCCGAUUCUUUUUUUCCCUUGUGCAUUGUCAGCCGCCCGGAGUCAAGGCAUUACACCGCGAGGUGGGUGGCGAAUAAAUUGGACAAAUAAGUCAUUAAAUAGGGGGAGAGAAGAGACAACCGUCCCCCGUAUCCAAUCUCUAAGCCAAGGUUCCCUUGCUGCUCCGACCGGCCAAGCUGAUGCAGAAUGCUAACUUUAGCAAUUACCGCAUAAUUCAGGUUCAGAAAGGCUUUCGGAAGGGACAAGUAUCAUUCCUCCACCCCCGCGAGACUGGCUGUUUUGUCUUACAGCUCCGCGCUAUUGCAACGCUCGCUUCUCCGCAGGGAGAGCCCAAGAAUGUCCGCUGGCUUUGGCUGCUGGCUCUGAAGACCACCCUUAUUCGAGGAUCCCUGGUUGACGAUUAAAAGAUCGGGCCCUCCGUAACAGUUCCCAUCGCCCCCCCCCCCCCGCCGACCCCCAUCUCUGGCAGAUUUUCCGACCAGCUGCUUCCAGGAAGUUCCAGCAGAACCAUCCCCCGUAUUCGGACUUCCACCUUUCCUCUCCUUUUAAUCGGGGAGGGGGGGGUUUAAUAGGGAGGGGAGGGAGAGAGAGAGAGAGAGAGAGAGAGGCAGGCGGAGGAAGGAACUUUAGGAAAAGCUCUGCCAAAAGCAGCUGUUUAAGCAGAAGAAAGGGGCGUGUCGGAAAGCGAGGGAAGAAGCGUCCAUAUGCAGAUGAGAGGGGCGUGGGGAGCGGAGAGUUGAUUCGGGCCCCGGAAGAGCCAGGGGUAGUAAAAAAAAAAAAAAAAAAAGCCAUUAUAAAAAAGUACUUGGGAACGUUUUUCCGACCAGAACCAGCAAAUAGCCUAGAGGCGGAAGGGCGAUCGGGAGCAGCUCUCUCGGAGAAGAGCGAAUCGGGCUCGCUGGCGGAGGUUCCUCGGGCCACGGGACAUGACUCCAUAAAUAACUCCAAACCGGGCUGCUCCUCCAGCAACUACGCGAGCGAAGGAAGAAGACGCCUUGGAAAGGAAAAGAGUGCCUUUGUUCAUUAGUUCUGCCUGUGCCGUUUGAACUGCCCUCCACGCGCGCACAAUCGUCUCCACGCCAUCCUAUAAAUUAAGCUGGACCAUGGCAGACGACGAAAACGGUCUUAAAGGCGGCGGCAGCAGCAGCAGCUCCUCCUCGAACGAGGCCCCUCCGGAGCCCUGCACGGACACUUGCGAGAACAGCCGUUGCAACGUGCUGACUUGGGAGCAAGUGCAGCGCCUGGAUCGUAUCCUGAGCGAAACCAUCCCGAUUCACGGCCGGGGGAACUUCCCCACCCUGGAAAUGCAGCCGCGACAGAUCGUGAAGGUGGUAAGGAGCCGCCUGGAGGAGCAAGGCAUCGGCGUGCGCGAUGUGCGGCUCAACGGCUCGGCGGCCAGCCACGUCUUGCACCAGGAUAGCGGCCUGGGCUACAAGGACUUGGACCUCAUCUUCUGCGCCGAUUUGAAAGGCGAGGCGGAGUUCCAGACAGUCAAAGACGUGGUCCUGGAUUGCCUCUUGGAUUUCUUGCCGGACGGGGUUAACAAGGAGAAGAUCACACCGCUCACCCUGAAGGAAGCCUACGUACAGAAAAUGGUGAAAGUCUGCAAUGAUUCUGACCGAUGGAGCCUCAUCUCAUUAUCCAACAACAGUGGCAAAAACGUGGAGCUGAAAUUUAUGGACUCUUUGAGGAGGCAGUUUGAGUUCAGCGUAGAUUCUUUCCAGAUCAAGCUGGACUCCCUCCUUCUUUUUUACGAAUGUUCUGAAAAUCCAAUGACCGAAACUUUUCACCCGACUAUAAUUGGAGAGAGCGUCUAUGGGGAUUUCCAAGAAGCCUUUGACCACCUUUGUCACAAGACCAUCGCCACUAGAAACCCGGAAGAGAUCAGGGGAGGCGGUCUCCUUAAAUACUGCAACCUCCUAGUGAGAGGCUUCAGGGCUGCCUCCGAAUCUGAGAUUAAGUCCCUCCAGAGGUACAUGUGCUCCAGGUUUUUUAUUGAUUUCUCAGACAUUGGAGAACAGCAGCGCAAGCUGGAGUCCUACUUGCAGAACCACUUUGUGGGACUCGAGGACCGCAAGUAUGACUAUCUCAUGACCCUUCAUGGGGUGGUGAAUGAGAGCACAGUGUGCCUGAUGGGACACGAGAGGCGACAGACGUUAAAUCUUAUCACCAUGCUGGCCAUCCGGGUGCUGGCUGAGCAAAAUAUCAUUCCCAAUGUGGCCAAUGUCACUUGCUACUACCAGCCAGCCCCUUACGUAGCUGAUGCUAACUUCAGCAAUUACUAUAUUGCUCAGGUUCAGCCCAUGUUCCCCUGUCAGCAGCACACUUAUUCUACUUGGUUGCCCUGUAACUAACCGGUCUUUGAUAGACUUGGGGAACUAACCGGUUUUAAGAGACACGGGGAAGCAAAUAAACGGGGAGGGUAGUUCUCCUCUUUUAAAAAGUGGGAAGUGCCACAUGGUUUGUUCUACCUUUUUUUUUUUUUUUGCUGGAGGAAAGUUGUUCUGGUUCUUCUCUCUUGCGUUAACAGCAUGAUAUUAGAAAAGAACCAAAAGCUAUUGGAUUCCACCCCAAAGUAUGCAACAACCUGUCUUGAGCAACUAGAUCGCCUUGAAAUAAACCUAGGAGAAAUGGUUGAUGACAAUAUGGGUUGGCAAUGCUUGCUCCCAUAGCUAUGGCAGAGCAAAAGUUGGGAAGGCUGCCUUGAUGAUGAUGAUUUUUUAAAAAAAAUGGAAUCUGAACAUUGAAAUAAAAAGGAACCUAAGAAGAAAAACAAAAAGGAAAAAGCUAAAUAUCCUUUCAGGAAUUAAAAGUUAGACGCAAAAAUAUACAGAUACAUUGGAAUAAGGUGUAUUUUGGAAUUCUCUCUUUGGAGCGUGCAUUAAUUAUGCUGCCCAGCAAGGGUUGCCACAGAAUGUAUAGCUUGCUUGAAUAGAAUGCUUUUAAGAGAAAUGGCUUGCUCAAAAAAAAAAAAAGAAAAAAAAAAAAAAGAGGGAGGGGGGGGGAGGGGGGGGGGGGGGAAGGAUUAUGGCAAAUUUCAUUAUUUCCAGCUGUGUGCAUGCUUCACAUUUUUUUAAAAAAAUGUGGAAAGCAAGAAAACCAGCUGUGGCAAGCUUCAUAUGCUUUAGGACCAAAGAUAAAUUAUCCUAGUAAAGACGGGAUAUGGUAGAUUAUGAAAUAUAAAUAUAUAUAUUUGUAUACACAAAUUUUAAACAAAAGUGCCUGAUGCCUUCAGAGAAUUUGAAGUGAGAAAAAAAAUAUAGUUUUGUGGUUUAAUCUUGCAUUUUUUUUUUUUUUUUAUCAGGGACACAAGAAACUUUAAAAAAAAAAUAAGCUUGUGAAUAAAUGGUGGAGGAUAUUCCUAUUUGUUUUCCUUGCAAAUACCUAUAUAAAGGUUAUAUUGUUGGUGUUCUGCAAUCUUUGGUACACAAUGUAUGUGUAUGUUUAUUGUUUCGUGAGUGUGAGUGUGUAUAACAUGAUAUAUGUAUAUAUUCAUAUGUUUUAAACAUGUUAGGGAAAUGUAGCAAAUGUUAAGGAAUGUUUUAAAUGAGCUUUAGUGUGUGUGUUCCAGUCUGCAACAGGAUAUAAUCAUUGUGAGGUACUUUGCAGAGAAUCCUAUACCUGAAAAAUCUAGAUACACAAAUUAAUCCUAUAUAAAAUAAGAAUCCAAUGAUAAAAGUAAUUAAUUGGCCUAUUUGUAAGCCACGGGUUUCAUAAUUGGACAAAACGUCUUUAACUCUGAAUUAUUGUACCUUAAUAUAAUGUGUUUUUAAUGUUCAGCUUAGAAAUUCCUACAUAUUUCUGUGAUGGAAUAAGACACCAACUGGAGUGUGGCUCAAACAGGUGGCUUCCCUCAUCCCCAAAUAUUAUUUUACUUGGUAAUUUAAAUACUUAUGAUUAAUAUUUCUUU